GUACUCAAUAAAUAUCACAAACCAACCUCGUUGAUUCUCUAUAUUUAACACCACUUCUCACUGUAUUCUCACAUCAGCUUUGAAAUGUCUCCUCUCCGCUCUCAAACCCUAAUCCGACUAACAACCUGCGCCUUGUCCUCUUCCGCCGCCUGGCCGAGAGUUCUCCGCCGCCUCUCCACUCUGCCUGAUUCUAGCUUGCAGGUGGAGCUCGCUGCCGCGGAGGAAUCGGAGGCCAAGGCGAAGGCAAACGCGGUGGAGAAAAUUGAGGACGUUAUCCACAGUUUCAUUGUUAGGAGAUCUCGGCCGGAUUGGCUGACAUUCGUCCCCGGGGGUUCCUACUGGGUUCCACCCCGCCGCACGUCGUACGGCGUCUCCGGAAUUGUUGAGACGCUCUCUAAUGCUCUCACCGAAGAGGAGUAUUUGUCUCUCACCACCGUGCAGGGAUGGCCUUCCUCCUCAUUCUAUAUUCACAAUGAUACAUCUUCUUAUCAAGUGGGCUUUAUAGGUGGUGAGGAAGAGAUGUCACCUACUACUGUAGUAAUACAUGAGGAAGAAGGCAAAGGCAAAGCUGAUGUUGAGUAGAAUUAGGAAGAGAUGUCACCUACCACUGUAGAUAUGUAAAUAUAGUAUUAGCUUCAUCGAAUAUUACUAUGUAUAGAAAACUUGGUCGCCUAGCAUAAAACUAUUUGUAAUAUUUGUAUGUAACACUUCUCUUUAAUAUCUCUUAUACCAGGCAUAAUUCUUUGGCAACUUCAUAUUCUGUUUCA
Messenger RNA from Salvia miltiorrhiza (redroot sage), 767 nucleotides. RefSeq lists its product as uncharacterized. Bases 85 to 582 code for a protein of 165 amino acids. The transcript is spliced from 2 exons. Lineage: Eukaryota; Viridiplantae; Streptophyta; Magnoliopsida; Lamiales; Lamiaceae. The record is from RefSeq and is a predicted model, not a curated record.